AUGCAUAAUUUGCCUGAUUGGCCAUUGGGGACUGUUUUGAGAUGUUUUGUAGAGGUGAAGAAGGAGCUGAAGGAAGAUCCAGUGGCUCAAACAAAGAGAUUGGCUGAAUUCUUAGGAUUUCCUUUCUCCAUGGAAGAAGAGAAAACAGGUGUGGUUAACCAAAUUGUUGAUUUUUGCAGUUUCAACAAUUUGAAAGAUUUGGAGGUCAACAAAACUGGAAAAAUGGCAGAAACAAUAUUACCUAAUAAUUUGUUUUUCAGGAGUGGAAAAGUGGGUGAUUAUGUUAAUUAUCUCACUCCUGCUGCUGUGGAACGUUUCAAUAACAUUUUAGAAGAAAAAUUAAGUGGAUCUGGUUUAACAUUCAAGUAA
Gossypium raimondii (Peruvian cotton) is the source of this 369-nucleotide messenger RNA. Its product is annotated as cytosolic sulfotransferase 6-like. Lineage: Eukaryota; Viridiplantae; Streptophyta; Magnoliopsida; Malvales; Malvaceae. The record is from RefSeq and is a predicted model, not a curated record. Bases 1 to 369 code for a protein of 122 amino acids. The transcript is spliced from 2 exons. Gene Ontology annotation, biological process: sulfation. Gene Ontology annotation, molecular function: sulfotransferase activity. Gene Ontology annotation, cellular component: cytoplasm.